AUGUCUGAUAACAGCAAUAUGACCAUAAAUCUCCUCUUGCUUGGAAGGACACAAAGUGGCAAAAGUGCUACAGGAAACACCUUUCUGGGCAGUACAGAUUUUUCCAGUCGUCUUUCUCCGGGAUCUGUGACCAGAGUCUGCAGCUUGGGGCGUAGCUCUCUUAUUUCAAAUUUUGCACGUCGUCAGGGGCACGAGCUAACGAUACAGGUCCGUGUGCUAGAUACGCCUGGGUAUCCUCACAGCAGCUUGAGAAAAGAGCAGGUCGAGCAAGAAGUAAAAACUGCUUUAGUUCAGCACUUUGGAGAGACGGGUCUACACUUGGCAUUUUGGGUCUUGAGAGCUGAUGUCCCACUAUGUGAGGGCGAAGAGGAUUCCACUAUCCAAUUCAUCCAGAAACUCUUGGGUCCUAACUGGAAGAGCUACACUGCCAUCUUAUUUACUCAUGCGGAUAUGGUUGAAAAAGCUAAAUUUAGUAAAGAACAAUAUUUGCACACUGCUUCCAAUACACUACAUAAGCUCAUGCAGUCUGUACAGGAAAAGCACAUUUUUGUAGACAAUCAAGCAAUAAUGAUAAAACAAGAAAGUUUAAAAGCUUUAAGAAAAACUUCAGAGUUUAUACGGCAAAACAACUACCAGACCCUUCAAUUUAAGUAAACAGUGUAAAUUUAAGUAAUUUAUAACUUCCAAAUUCUCAGCUGCUUGUUUCUAUUAUGUUGUUUUAUGCAA
Molecule: messenger RNA, 726 nt
Organism: Anolis sagrei ordinatus
Lineage: Eukaryota; Metazoa; Chordata; Lepidosauria; Squamata; Anolidae
Gene: GIMD1
Product: GIMAP family P-loop NTPase domain containing 1
Molecular function (GO): GTP binding
Source: RefSeq, a predicted model, not a curated record